CUGACAGUCACGAAGGGCACAGGGUUUACCUUUUAACUGAGGCAGCAGUUGACUGUAAGGAGGAGCUCGAAACAUUGCUGAACAGACUGACCAUGAAGAUGAAUCUCUUCAAGCAGUUCAUACAAACCUGUCAACAUUCUUCCAAGUUCAAUCAGGUGCAUCUUCCAUACCCACCUAAAAAAUAUAUUUCCUAACUUCUUCGCCUUUCUGCAUCAGUUAUUGAUCUUUUCCUUUUCUUUUGAGACCGAGACAAGACUCACAGAGGAGCUCAUGAAAAAAGAAUUUGAGAAAUUUCACCAGUUUCUGAGACAGGAGGAAGCAGCCAGGCUUCUUGCACUGAGGCUGGAAAAGGAGGAAAAGAUUAGCAAGGCAGAGGAAAGAAUAGCCAAGAUGAAUCAGGUGAUAAAAUCUUUGGAGGAGAAGAUCCAACUGAUUGAAGGGGAGCUCGAUGCUGGAGGAGACGGAACUGAAUUUUUACAGCAUUACCAAGACACAAUGAGCAGCACAUGGAUAAAUCACAUGAUGCCACAGAAAUUGUGCAGACCUCUACUUGAUGUGGCGAAACACUUGGGUAACCUCCUGUAUGCUGUGUGGGAGAAGAUUAAACACAUCGCUCCGUACACUCCAGUCACCCUGGACCCCAGAACAGCUGGCCAGUCUCUCAGAGUAUCUCCUGAGCUUAACAGAGUCCAGAUCACCUCUGGGCCUUUGCUGGAAUCAGAAAAGGAUAUCGAUGAGAUUUUCCCUGUCCCAGCUAACCCUGAACGAUUCCAUCAUACCUCCUGCAUCCUGACUAAAGAGGGCUUUACAACAGGAGAACACAGUUGGGACAUUGAGGUUGGCAACAUUAACAACUGGACACUUGGUGUGGCUGCUCAAUCAGUGCCCAGAAGGGGAGAGUUUGAAGUAUGUCCAGAGGCAGGACUCUGGUGUAUCAGCCUACAAGAUGGAGAGUACCGAGCUCUCACAAGUCCCACUAAAAUCCUCAACUUUGACAACUCACACCACCUCAGCAAGGUCCAUGUGAGGCUGGACUGUGAUGGAGGGAUGCUGGAAUUCAGAAAUGCUGAUACUGGUGUACUUAUUUUUACCUUCACACAUUGCUUUGCUGAAAUAGUGUACCCAUACUUUGAGAGUAUAUAUGUGGGGGGUAGUCUUGCCGUGUUGGCACAAGAAGUGAACAUCAGCUUGGGGUCAGAUUAUAACUCACUGGAAGGUACUGCUAUCAUUUUGGAGGACCAGGAAAUGAAAAGCCAAUCUCCAUCAGAGAACAAUAUUGUCACUGACUCAAACAGCACCAUCAAAAUAGACGUUGGGCAUUUGAUCGAAGACAAGGAGGCAAAAGCAAUUUGUCCGAUUAGAGAGAAUACAACAAAACCUAGUGAAAAGGUAAAUAGAUUAAACAAUACAACUGCUAUCAGAAAACACAUCAGAAAAACCAGAUAUAACGUGACCUACCACGUUUCACUGAACAGAGCCCUGAACAACAUCAACAAUGAAUGUGCCACAAUGAACAUGGCAACCAUAAAUAAAGCUUGAUAAACAGUUACAAGAAUCCUAAUCUCUGUUAUAAAUAACAAGAGUACGCAGCCACACUGAAUUGUAAUAUCUAAAAAUAAAUGCUGGAUUGGUGUAUUGUAAACACAGUUCUAGCAGGUUGCAGUGGUGCUAUGUCUGCCUGCAUCACUUUGUUCCAAACUUUUCUAAAUGUGUCCUUAUUACAUACAUAUGAAUUUUAUUGUUUCUUCUAGUGAGCCAGUUAAACACACAUGCACACAAACACACACACAAACUGGAAUCACAGACAUCACUUUUCCUUCAAAGGACAAGAACAUUAUUAGUGUUUCUUCAUGUUGGCUGUAAGCAGUUAGAAUCACAGGAAGCCCGACAUGACAUCCAGCAGUCUGAGAUUAGGGUCAAUGAUUUUUCUGUUAGUAUUUGAAUUUAUUAGGUUUCCAUGUCUUUCAUUGAUCUAAUAUUCAG
Melanotaenia boesemani (Boeseman's rainbowfish) is the source of this 1983-nucleotide messenger RNA. RefSeq names its product zinc-binding protein A33-like. Gene Ontology annotation, molecular function: protein binding. NCBI's taxonomy places the organism in Eukaryota, Metazoa, Chordata, Actinopteri, Atheriniformes, Melanotaeniidae. Bases 271 to 1539 code for a protein of 422 amino acids. The transcript is spliced from 6 exons. The record is from RefSeq and is a predicted model, not a curated record.